AUGUGGCCGAGACUCUUCCCCGGCAUGACAUACGAAGGGAAGAGCUUCACCAACGAGUGGAUGAAAUCUGCAAUGAACUGUCCACCUCUCUUCAGCGCAUGGCUCCACUCAGGCGCAGAGCACAUUCUCAUCCGAUCCAGAGCAUCUGGUGUUCAGAGUUCCACACCCAAGAAGGACCAUUACGAAUUGCUUCUUAUGCGACAAGAAGCCAUCGUAGCGUUGAAGGAGGCUGUAAAUGACCGUCCUACAGCCAUUGUUACGGACCAGAUCAUCAUGGCUGCUUUCGCUCUGGCAUUGCAUCCACACGAGAGAGACCAAGUUCCAAACUCACCGAGGGAAAUGGCCCCUCUUUCCAACUUACAAUUGUUGACGCGGUUCACCGAUAUCGUGAUAAUGGAUGGCCACGUUCGAGGAUUACACCAUCUUGUACAGGCCAGAGGGGGUUUCAGAAAACUAGAGAUGCCUGGGCUUCGCGAGGGGUUGUCAACAGUUGGGAUCUGA
Molecule: messenger RNA, 501 nt
Organism: Penicillium antarcticum
Lineage: Eukaryota; Fungi; Ascomycota; Eurotiomycetes; Eurotiales; Aspergillaceae
Exons: 2
Coding region: 1-501 (166 amino acids)
Source: RefSeq, a predicted model, not a curated record